AUGGGUCCCAUGAAGUUCAAAUUCCCCCGCGCGCCGCACUUCAAGGUGGCUGCGGAGGAAUGGCCACCCCAUGUUUACAUUCACAGGGGCGAGGGAAACGAGCUUAUUGUAAAGGGUCCGAUGGGGCAGCUUAUGGAUGCCAUCGCUGCUUCUCUAAAUUUCACGUACAGCGUGGUACCGGGAGACGGGUACUGGGGGGCACCACAAGAGGACGGCACGUGGAACGGCAUGAUUGGCACCGUCAUGCGAGAGGACGCGGACAUCGGCCUCGGUCCCUUUGGCAUGUCCUACACCAGGAGCAAAGUGGUCGACUUCACCGUCCCCGUCUUCCUCGAGAUGCUCCACGUCUUGGUCACGAGGCCCUUGCCGCAGCCCGACCCCUGGGGCUUCCUGGCGCCAUUCACAUGGUACGUGUGGUUGGCAUGCUCAUCUUCCGUCGUGGCCGUGAUGCUGACGAGUGCCCGGGGGUACGCGCGCUCGGCCGGGGAGGACCAACAUCCCUUGCACACCAACAUCUGUGGCUUACUACAGCAAUCACCUUUUCCAGAGUCUCCCUGGGUGCCCGGCGGGGAUAGCCUCAGGGUAGUUGUGUGGACCUGGAUGCAUAGUUGUUCAUGA
Molecule: messenger RNA, 618 nt
Organism: Penaeus monodon (black tiger shrimp)
Lineage: Eukaryota; Metazoa; Arthropoda; Malacostraca; Decapoda; Penaeidae
Product: probable glutamate receptor
Exons: 6
Coding region: 1-618 (205 amino acids)
Cellular component (GO): membrane
Molecular function (GO): glutamate-gated receptor activity
Source: RefSeq, a predicted model, not a curated record